This is a messenger RNA of Chelmon rostratus (copperband butterflyfish), 2991 nucleotides long. RefSeq names its product acyl-CoA synthetase family member 3 (gene acsf3). Gene Ontology annotation, biological process: fatty acid metabolic process. Bases 136 to 1899 code for a protein of 587 amino acids. Lineage: Eukaryota; Metazoa; Chordata; Actinopteri; Chaetodontiformes; Chaetodontidae. The transcript is spliced from 10 exons. The record is from RefSeq and is a predicted model, not a curated record. Gene Ontology annotation, molecular function: medium-chain fatty acid-CoA ligase activity.
CCGUCCUUCACUAAAAGACGUGCCGGUAUCUGUUUUAGAUAUACUCACAGUCUGAUAUGAGCAGAUGCAAAAGAAUGAAGAUGGAGACAUCUUGAGGUCCUAACUCUGGAGGGUCUCAACAGCUGAGUCUCAAACAUGCUGUCAGGACUAGUUGCUGCUGCCUGCCACUCUUUGAAGUGGACAUUGCCUCUCUGGAAAGCCACUCUUCACAGAACUGAUUGCCUGUCAAAGCCAAGGCGAUGGCUACCAGGAGCUGUGGCUCAAAGAGGGGCUCAUAGGUGGGUUACAGCACCAUCAUCAAGGAAAAACCAGACACCAGUGUUUGCCAGAGCUCCAACAUUUGGAGAUAGGCUUGCUAUCAUCGACAGCUCUGGCAGCCACAGCUACAAGCAGCUGUAUGGCAGCAGCUUAGGUCUUGCAGGUAGAAUUAGCACAGCUCUCAACUCUAACUUUGGGGGUCUGGAAGGCAAACGAAUUUCCUUCCUGUGUGCUAAUGAUGCUUCUUACACAGUGGCACAGUGGGCGGCUUGGAUGAGUGGUGGGACAGCAGUGCCACUCUACCGAAAACACCCUCAGUCUGAACUGGAGUACAUCAUCUCUGACUCCCAGAGUUCGCUGCUGGUGGCGGGACAUCCCUAUGCUGACACCCUCGAGCCUCUGGCACAGAGGCUGGGGGUGCCAUGCCUGACGCUUCCCCCUACUCCUGACCUGGUCACUUUAGAUGGGGCAGACUCCCAGGAGAAGGAGACAGCCAUCUCAGACUGGGCUGAUCGGCCAGCGAUGAUCAUCUACACCAGUGGUACCACAGGAAAACCCAAGGGAGUUCUGCACACGCACAGCAGCAUCCAAGCCAUGAUCCAGUGUCUGGUUUCAGAGUGGGCGUGGUCCAGAGAUGACAUCAUCCUCCACACCUUGCCGCUCCACCACGUGCAUGGCAUCGUUAACAAGCUGCUGUGCCCGCUCUGGGUGGGCGCCACCUGCGUCAUGCUGCCUGAUUUCCAGCCUCAGAAGGUGUGGGAGAUGCUGUUGAGCUCCAAGGCUCCUCUGGUUAACGUGUUCAUGGCCGUGCCAACUAUCUACUCUAAGCUGAUCCAGUACUACGAUCAGCACUUCACACAGCCUCAUGUCAAGGACUUUGUCAAAGCGGUCUGCAAAGAGAGGAUCAGGCUAAUGGUUUCGGGCUCAGCUGCUCUCCCCCUGCCCACUCUGCAGCGCUGGGAGGAGAUUACAGGACACACACUGCUGGAACGCUACGGCAUGACUGAGAUCGGUAUGGCACUUUCCAAUCCUCUCAGGGGCCCACGCAUCCCAGGGGCUGUGGGGUUGCCACUUCCAGGUGUUGAAGUUCGGAUUGUCGUGAACAACACAACCAACAUUACAAUUGUGGAGGGCAAUCACAGAGAGACUCAGGUGCGUCAAGGUCUGGAUGGGAAAGAAGGAGAGCUCCUAGUUCGGGGUCCAUCUGUCUUUAAGGAGUACUGGAACAAACCUCAAGAGACCAGAGAGUCUUUCACUGAUGAUGGCUGGUUCAAAACAGGAGACACGGCGGUCUAUAAAGACAGUGUGUAUUGGAUCAUGGGCCGCAGCAGCGUUGACAUCAUCAAGAGUGGCGGCUACAAGAUCAGUGCCCUCGAGGUGGAGCGUCACCUACUGGCUCAUCCAGACAUCAUAGAUGUGGCUGUGAUUGGGGCCCCAGAUGCCACUUGGGGUCAGAAAGUCACUGCAGUGGUGCAGCUGAAGAAGGGGCAGAGUAUGAGUCUGCCAGAGUUGAAGACCUGGGCGAGGGAGCACAUGGCACCCUACAGCAUCCCUACUGGCCUGGUCCUGGUGGAGGAGAUGCCAAGGAAUCAGAUGGGCAAGGUCAACAAGAAGGACCUCCUGCAACACUUCUUCCUAUGACUGGGCCACUUCAAUAUGUGUGACAACAUGCAAGUUCCUGGUUAAAGAACAGCAGGUGUAGUUUCUUGCUUUCCCCAUCUGGUCCUUGGAUCACGCAAACAUCAUAGACAAGUAUGCAGAGGAAAUACAAAAGUAUUGAAUAAACACCUCAUGGAGACCUCUGAGAUAACUUCAUCACUGCUACAAAUCACUGCAAAUCAUGCCAAGCAUUGUUGAUCAGUUACCCAAAUUACAACUGAAUUUAUCAAGUAAAAAUCUAAAUUAUCUCAAGUACCUUCAAAAAUAGUGGUGACGGUUUAAACUAACCAACGUACAGUGUAUAAGAAGUUGCCUAGUACUGUGAAUUGGUAUGCAAUACGACUAAUAUGACCCACUUUUGUAGGGUUUGUAAUUGUUCCUGGUUCCAUACUUCAUACAGUAUAAUUUCUAAGCAGCUUUAGAAUAUGUAGUAUGUUUUCACACAAUGCUCAAAACACUCAAUGCAGACUGAAAACACUUCUUAGUGCAGUGACACUAGCCACAGUGUACUGUACGAAUGGAAGAGCUGCUGCAAACAAAAACAUAAAUGAAGGAUUUUCAUUUAACUGUGGUACUUCUGGUGCAGUUUGUAUACUCACUGCAAAAACAGUUGACUAUAAAGAUAAAAAAAAUAAUAAAAUAUAAAAUACUUUAUACAACUAGUAUGUUGUAUAGAACUGGGACAAAAACUGUGAUACAGUUACUUCGAUGUCAGUCUCCUUUAUGACCCAGCAGUACUGAGAUGCUUAGUCUGCUGUGGCACCAGAUGAAUACUAGCACAUACCAUGAACUGAAUGUUCAACAGUCCCAGUACAAAUACUUAAACACAACGGUACCUCCUAAUAAAAAGUGUUUUGAAUGCUAUUAUUGGUAUAUUCUGAUGUUUUAUUGGUGAAAAUGGUAUUAUUAGGGGAUACAGAAUGACAAUUUUGGUGGUAGAGUGGUGUACCUAGAAUCUCAAGUCAUGGCUAAUUAAACCCUUUACCAAACAAAAUAUAAGAUAAUGUGCCAGUAGACCAAUAGACAUGAAAUCAGUGAUCAGUGAGAAAACAAUGUUAGUAUUAGGUCCUAGGC